Messenger RNA from Macrobrachium nipponense, 3380 nucleotides. It is a transcript of the gene PolD1, whose product is annotated as DNA polymerase delta catalytic subunit-like. NCBI's taxonomy places the organism in Eukaryota, Metazoa, Arthropoda, Malacostraca, Decapoda, Palaemonidae. Gene Ontology annotation, cellular component: delta DNA polymerase complex. Gene Ontology annotation, biological process: nucleotide-excision repair, DNA gap filling; DNA replication proofreading; DNA-templated DNA replication. The record is from RefSeq and is a predicted model, not a curated record. Gene Ontology annotation, molecular function: DNA binding; DNA-directed DNA polymerase activity; nucleotide binding.
CGGGAACCGGGAAUUGAAGAAGCCGAACUGAAGGGGAGACGAUGAUGAGAUGGAUUUUGAUGAUACCUUCAUAGAUUGUACAGCUGAAAUAAAUGAAAUGGAAUCACAAGGUUAUGAUGAUAUUCAGCAAAGUAAUAUCAUUGUGGAUGAUGAUAGAGACAUUGAUCCUAGCUGGGAAAGACCACCUCUGCCUACCAUGAACACAAAGGAAGAUUCACUUAUCUUCCAACAGAUUGAGAUUGAUCAUUAUAUUGGCAAUCCAGUCACUGGGAUGCCAGGUCAGCAGAUUGGCCGAGUACCAGUAAUGAGGAUGUUUGGUGUGAAUGAAGCUGGGAACACUAUUUGUUGCCAUGUCCAUGGGUUCUCGCCUUACUUUUAUGUUACCUGUCCUGUGACAUUUAAAGAAUCUCACUUACCUACAUUUAAGAGAACAUUAAAUGAUGUUGUUUUCAGUGAUAUGAAAUCCAACAAGGACAACAUUACAGAAGCUGUUUUGGCAGUCGACAUGGUAAUUAAAGAAAGCAUCUAUGGGUACCAUGGUAACAAGAAAGUACCCUUCUUGAAGAUAACCUUAGCACUGCCAAGGCUUAUAGCUGCUGCUAAACGGUUACUUGGGGAAGGCAAGGUGUCUGUGGAUGGUGUAGGGAUGCCAGUUUAUGAAGCUUAUGAGUCUAAUAUUGAUUUUGAGAUCAGAUUCAUGACAGAUACUCAUUUGGUGGGAUGCUCCUGGGUAGAACUACCACCAGGUACUUGGGCUAUUAGGUCACCCAGUAAGGAUUUAACGACGCGUUGCCAGAUGGAGGUUGAUGUUGCAUGGAACAAAUUCAUAGCUCAUGUACCAGAGGGAGAUUGGGCACAUAUAGCACCACUGAGAAUUCUCUCAUUUGAUAUUGAAUGUGCUGGACGCAAAGGUGUAUUUCCUGAACCUGAGAAGGACCCAGUUAUUCAGAUUGGAAACAUGGUUGUCCGCCAAGGAGAGACUGACCCCUUCAUACGUACAAUAUUCACUCUCAAAGAUUGUGCUCCAAUUGUUGGGUCCAAAGUUCAGUCUUUUGAUGAUGAGAAAAAAAUGUUGGAGAGCUGGGCAAGAUUCUUGCGACUUGUAGAUCCUGACAUCAUUACAGGAUACAACAUAAACAAUUUUGAUUUGCCGUAUUUACUCAAUCGGGCAAAUCAUUUAAAAUCAGAGACUUUUCCUUUUUUGGGAAGAGUAAAAAGUAUAAGGUCUGUUAUUAAAGAUUCCGUUCUGCAAAGCAAACAGAUGGGAAGACGUGAAAACAAAAGUAUCAACACAGAAGGGCGUUGUCAAAUUGAUUUGCUUAUGGUGCUAGUCAGAGAUUACAAGCUGCGUUCCUACACGCUCAAUGCUGUAUCUUAUCAUUUUCUGCAAGAACAGAAGGAAGAUGUCCAUCACUCUAUUAUUUCAGAUUUACAGAAUGGAAAUGCUCAGACGAGACGAAGGUUGGCAGUGUAUUGCCUGAAAGAUGCCUUACUUCCUCUGAGACUGUUGGAGAAAUUGAUGUGCAUCAUUAAUUACAUAGAGAUGGCUCGUGUAACUGGAGUGCCUUUAUCAUACCUUCUUACGCGAGGCCAACAGAUCAAGGUCAUCUCACAGCUCCUUAGGAAGGCUACUGAGCAAGAUUUGGUUCUGCCAGUUCACAAAGGAGGAGGAGAGGAUGAGUAUGAAGGAGCAACAGUUAUAGAACCAAAGAGGGGCUACUACAGUGUUCCUAUUGCCACUUUGGAUUUCUCAUCUCUGUAUCCUUCCAUCAUGAUGGCACAUAAUCUUUGUUAUACAACUCUGCUACAGGGACCACAUAAGGCUCUAGAAUAUAACCUUGCCCCAGAAGAUUACAUCAAGACACCUUCUAAUAACUACUUUGUGAAAGCUCAUAAGCGAAAAGGUUUACUUCCUGAAAUUCUGGAAUCUCUUCUUGCAGCACGUAAAAAAGCAAAGAAUGACCUGAAGAAUGAAACAGAUCCACUAAAGAAGAAGGUUCUUGAUGGAAGGCAGCUUGCUCUUAAGAUUUCAGCUAACUCUGUGUAUGGCUUCACAGGUGCUCAAGUUGGCAAACUUCCUUGUUUAGAAAUAUCUCAGAGUGUAACAGCUUUUGGUCGCACCAUGAUAGCAGCCACCAAAGAAAAGGUAGAAGAAAAAUAUACCAAAAGCAAUGGAUAUGAAAAUGAUGCAGUGGUAAUUUAUGGUGACACAGAUUCUGUAAUGAUCAAGUUUGGUGUUGAAACUGUUGCAGAAGCCAUGGAACUUGGCAAAGAGGCAUCGCUGUAUGUUACAGAGACAUUUGUCAAGCCAAUUAAACUGGAGUUUGAAAAGGUGUAUUUCCCUUAUCUUCUUAUCAACAAGAAGCGAUAUGCAGGCCUUUAUUUCACUCGACCUGAAAUUCAUGAUAAGAUGGAUUGUAAAGGCAUUGAGACUGUCCGACGAGAUAAUUGCCCUAUUGUAGCCAGUCUUAUAAAUACUUGUUUACAGAAAAUCCUCAUUGACAGGGAUCCCAUGGGGGCUGCAGAGUAUGCAAAGCAAACUAUAGCAGACUUGCUUUGCAAUCGUAUUGACAUAUCACAGCUUGUUAUUACCAAGGAACUUACUAAAACAGAAAAGGAAUAUGCAGCUAAACAAGCUCAUGUAGAACUUGCAAAUAAAAUGAAGAAGCGAGACCCAGGUACUGCGCCUAAACUUGGUGACAGAGUACCCUUUGUCAUCGUUGCUGGUGCUAAAGGAACCCCUGCAUAUGAAAAAGCUGAGGAUCCUAUCUAUGUGUUGGAGAACAGCCUUCCCAUUGAUUAUGAAUAUUACCUAACAAAUCAGUUAAGCAAACCUCUCAUCAGAAUAUUUGAGCCAAUCCUUGGAGACAAGGCAGAAUCUCAGCUGCUAAAGGGCGAGCACACGCGUUCGAGAAUUAUCACCCACAGCAAAAUUGGAGCAAUGGCUAAAUUCAUCACAAAAAAAGCUUCAUGCGUAGGAUGCAAAGUCCCUCUUAGCAGUGCCUCAGAUGCAUUAUGCAAACACUGUCAGCUGAAGGAAAAUGACAUAUACAUUUCACAAAUGGAAGCACUUGGAAUAUUAGAAGAGAAGUUUGCACGGUUGUGGACUCAGUGUCAGAGAUGUCAGGGAUCUAUUCAUGAAGAAGUGAUAUGUACAAGCCGCGACUGUCCCAUUUUCUAUAUGCGUAAGAAAGUCCAGCUUGAGCUCUCAGACCAAGAUAAGCUUGUUAGAAGAUUUGGGGCUCCUUCAUGGUAACAUUAAACUGCCAUACUUAUUUACAUUAUGUGGAAAUGUUUUAUUAAAGUUUUCAUUUUUAGCAAUUUGCAAUUGAAAGCAUAAAAUCAGUUUUUCAAUAUAAUAACAUAUAUUUUGUAAUUAA